Cutaneotrichosporon oleaginosum is the source of this 734-nucleotide messenger RNA. RefSeq lists its product as uncharacterized. Gene Ontology annotation, molecular function: structural constituent of ribosome. Lineage: Eukaryota; Fungi; Basidiomycota; Tremellomycetes; Trichosporonales; Trichosporonaceae. Gene Ontology annotation, cellular component: ribosome. Gene Ontology annotation, biological process: translation. The record is from RefSeq and is a predicted model, not a curated record.
UCGCGAUCCACCACCCCAUCCUCACCACCAUGGCGUUCAGGCAACUCCGCGGCGUCCGCGCCCUCCACACCACCCCUCCAGUGCGCCAGUCGGCCGCGGAGAUCACAUCCGACUUUCUCGCGCGCCUCACCGCCGACUCGAGCGCUCCCAACCGCGGGCAGUCGCAGGCCGACAACGCCGCGCGCGGCAUGAUCGGCUCUGUCGGAUUGCGGCACAGCCCGAGCGAGGACGGCCGCAGGCAGUUCCGCCCCAACGAGUUCGCCGAGCCCCACGUCUACAAGGAGUCGAACCUGUACCCGACGCAGAAGCCGAGGCCGCGCCCUCCCCUCCUCGGCCCCUCGAAGCGCGUCGCGAAGCAGAUUGACCCCUUUUACAUUCGCAACGCCAACCCUCUCGACCACUGCACCAACCCCCUGAUGAGCAUGGCCUUCAUCGACCCAAUCGGCCGCAUCAAGGGCCGCAACCAGACCGGCCUGACGUGGCGCUCGCAGAAGAUGGUUGGCAAGAUGGUGCGCCGUGCCCGCGCCAUGGGCGUUAUCCCCCACUGGUCCAACCGUCCAGCACCGGGUGGACUUGGCGAGCGCGACUUUAACCGCUUCUCAAGCUCCAGGGGCUAGGCUAUGCAUUUCGUACGUGGCAGCGAGCUAACGAGGUGCGAGGGAGUGGGGGUGGUCCUCGGGAGAAGGCUGAGUAAUGGAUACGAGCGGAGAAAGUAUGCCGUCGCUUGGCAAACC